Messenger RNA from Glycine soja, 1261 nucleotides. RefSeq lists its product as uncharacterized. NCBI's taxonomy places the organism in Eukaryota, Viridiplantae, Streptophyta, Magnoliopsida, Fabales, Fabaceae. The transcript is spliced from 5 exons. The record is from RefSeq and is a predicted model, not a curated record. Bases 39 to 941 code for a protein of 300 amino acids.
UUUCUUUUUCUUUUUUUUUUUUAAAAAAGAAAGUAACGAUGGAAAUAUUUUAUCUCCUUUGCUCUAUCGUCUCCACUUCCCUCACCUCUCUUUUUCUAUCCCUUGUUCUUACCUUUCACGCGCUACUGCGGCGGCGGAAUUCCUCACGCGCCGCUUCUUCCUUCUCCAAUAUAGAAGCUGAACCCAUAUCUCUCUACGAAGGCACAGUGUGGCACCAACGUCGCCACCCCGUCAACCAUUCCUUCCAAUACCGGGUCCGCUACGCGCUCAUUGACCUCGACCGUGCACCUCGCGAGCCUCACGACCAUCUUUCUACCGAUAAAGCUCGCCAAAUUACCGAUACCAAUGGACCCAUUUUGCUCCUGACAAUCCCUCCUAGUGUGGGUUAUGAACAGAAUCCUUUGAGUGUGUAUUAUUGCUAUGCUGUUGAAGGCUCUACUAAAUGGUUGAAGAAGUGCAUUGCUGAGGUGACAAAUACACCAUGGGGUGAAAGAGUAUCUUUUCUUUUCAACCCACACUCUGAUCUAGUGGCCAAGGCUUUGCAUGUCAGUCCUUUUAUGGAUAUGCUUGGAAGUUGGAAUAUCAAAGCAAAUGAUCCUGGAGAGAAUCUUACAAUAUCAAUUUCAGUUCAUCAUCCCGAGCAUGGAAACUAUUUUGCUGCUAGUCUGAAAGCCAGAAAGCUGUGCUCAUCCCCAGAGUCAGAUCAUGCAGUUUUCUUUUGGUUGAUGCCUCAUAAAGUUGCAGUAUGGAUAUAUUGGCAAGCUAUAAAACUCUGGUGGAAAAACGUGCGUUUUGUCCAACACCCUAGAUAUAACAUUCCCUCAUAUAAGGAUGAAGCUUUGAUGCGGGACAAUAAACUGCAGUGUUGUGGUUGUUUAGCUGAAGCAAGUCCCCAAAACCGGUGGUUUAGAUGGAGAGAUGCCAAGUGGCCAUGGUCAUAGAAACAUGUUAAGGUUACUAGUUGCGGCCUUUGAAAAUUGAAACAUUUUACGAUUACCUUUAUUUCUUUAGGAUUACUCUUUUGUUAAUUAUAACAUGUUGACAAUUAUUAUUACUCAUUUUAAAGCUUCAUCUCCUUUCCACUUUGAGCUACCGUACGUUUUCAUCCUCAUUCCCUAUCGCCAAAGCCAUCAUUGCUUUUCCCAUCUGUUUGAUUUUGGCUUGUUAGAGCUAGGAAUGUAGUAAAACAAAAUGUAAUAAAGUUACCAUUUCUUUGUUUUGAUAUUUUAUGAUGAAAUAGAAUCAAUUUUUAGUUUUGUUA